UAUUCAGAGCUCGUUCAGCGUCGUCAAUGGCAAGCAAGCGUUGUGGUGGAAAAGCGCAUACUGACUAGCGACAAUAACUUCCAAACGCACCAUGGUUUCGACAUCGAUUCCUUGCCUGUGGAUUACAUUUUGCCUUCAUUUAUGUUGUUACACGAACCUAGGAAUAGCACAAAAUACGAAAGAAGUGAUCCUGUUGGAUUCUAAAGCUCAGCAGACAGAGCUGGAGUGGAUUUCCUCUCCUCCUAGUGGGUGGGAAGAAAUCAGUGGACUAGAUGAAAACUAUACCCCCAUCCGCACCUACCAGGUCUGCCAGGUCAUGGAGCCCAAUCAGAACAACUGGCUUCGGACUAACUGGAUAGAGAAGGGCGAUGCCCAGAGGAUUUUUGUGGAACUGAAGUUCACCUUGAGGGAUUGUAACAGUCUACCAGGUGUGGUGGGGACGUGCAAGGAGACGUUCAACCUGUAUUACCAGGAAACCGAGUCCGAGGUCGGUAGGAAUAUACGAGAGAGCCAGUACGUGAAAAUUGACACUAUUGCCGCCGACGAGAGCUUCACCCAGGGAGACCUGGGGGAGAGGAAGAUGAAGCUGAACACCGAAGUGCGCAUAAUCGGGCCUCUCUCCAGGCGGGGGUUUUACCUUGCCUUUCAGGACGUGGGGGCCUGCAUCGCCCUGGUGUCCGUCAAGGUGUACUACAAGAAGUGCUGGUCUAUCAUUGAGAACCUGGCCACCUUUCCGGACACGGUGACCGGGUCGGAGUUCUCCUCCCUGGUGGAAGUGGAGGGGACGUGCGUGAGCGACGCCGAGGAGGAGGCCGACAAUUCCCCCAAGAUGCACUGCAGCGCUGAGGGAGAAUGGCUGGUGCCCAUUGGGAAAUGUAUCUGCAAAGCUGGAUUUCACCAGAAGGGUGAUGCGUGCGAACCCUGUGGCCGCGGGUUCUACAAGUCUUCCUCCCAGGAUCUGCAGUGCUCCCGGUGCCCGGCGCACAGCUACAACGACCGGGAAGGCUCCUGGCGCUGCGACUGCGAGGACGGCUACUACCGGGCCAUCUCGGACCCGCCCUCCGUGGCCUGCACGAGACCCCCCUCGGCGCCGCAGAACCUGGUCUACAACAUCAACCAGACCACGGUGAGCCUGGAGUGGAGCCCCCCGGCGGACACGGGCGGCCGCAGCGACGUCACCUACAGGAUUAUGUGCCGGCGGUGCAGCUGGGAGCCGGAGGAGUGCGCGCCGUGCGGCGGGAACGUGGGCUACUCCCCGCAGCAGUCUGGAUUAGCGGACACCUACGUCACCGUCCUGGACCUGCUGGCGCACGCCAACUACACCUUCGAGGUGGAGGCCGUCAACGGCGUCUCGGACCUCAGCCGCACGCAGAGGCUGUUCGCCGCCGUCAACAUCGCCACCAGCCAAGCAGCUCCCUCCCAGGUCAGCGAAGUCAUCAAGGAGAGGGUUCAGGAGCGGAGCGUCCAGCUCUCCUGGCAGGAGCCCGAGCAGCCCAACGGCGUCAUCACCGAGUACGAGAUCAAGUACUACGAGAAGGACCAAAAGGAUCGUAUUUAUUCAACGGUGAAGUCGAGGUCAACUUCAGCCACGGUGAACAACCUGAAGCCGAGCACGGCCUACGUGUUUCAGAUCCGAGCCUUCACUGCCGCGGGGUACGGCACGUAUGGGCCCAGGCUGGAGGUCACCACAAAAGAGGAGGCGACAGCCACAAUUGUCUCCAGCGAACAGAACCCCGUCAUCAUCAUCGCAGUUGUGGCCGUGGCAGGAACCAUCAUCCUUGUGUUCAUGGUGUUUGGCUUCAUCAUUGGGAGAAGGCACUGUGGAUACAGCAAAGCAGACCAAGAAGGAGACGAGGAGCUGUACUUUCAAUUUAAAUUUCCAGGCACCAAAACGUACAUUGACCCCGAAACCUACGAGGACCCGAACCAAGCAGUCCACCAGUUUGCCAAAGAGCUGGACGCCUCCUGCAUUAAGAUUGAGAGAGUCAUCGGCGCAGGGGAGUUUGGAGAAGUGUGCAGCGGGCGCUUGAAGCUUCCUGGCAAGAGAGACAUGUCAGUCGCCAUUAAAACCCUUAAGAAUGGCUACACGGAGAAGCAGAGGCGGGACUUCCUGUGUGAGGCCAGCAUCAUGGGACAGUUCGACCAUCCAAACGUGGUCCACCUAGAAGGCGUCGUGACCCGUGGAAAACCUGUCAUGAUUGUGAUUGAAUACAUGGAGAAUGGAUCAUUAGAUGCAUUCCUUAGGAAACACGACGGCCAGUUCACAGUCAUCCAGCUGGUGGGGAUGCUUCGGGGUAUCGCGGCCGGGAUGAGGUACCUCUCCGACAUGGGAUACGUCCAUCGGGAUUUGGCCGCGCGCAACAUCCUUGUCAACAGCAAUCUCGUAUGUAAAGUGUCCGACUUCGGGCUGUCAAGAGUGAUGGAGGACGAUCCCGAGGCUGUUUACACGACGACGGGGAAGAUGCAGGACAUAAUGAAUUUGACCUUUACCCCAGCAAAUGAUCUGCAUUUUACUGAACAGGGCGGAAAAAUCCCCGUACGGUGGACGGCGACAGAAGCCAUCCAGUAUCGCAAAUUCACGUCCUCUAGCGAUGUGUGGAGUUACGGCAUUGUCAUGUGGGAGGUCAUGUCCUAUGGGGAGAGACCCUAUUGGGACAUGUCCAAUCAAGAUGUAAUAAAGGCGAUUGAGGAGGGCUACCGUCUCCCCGCCCCCAUGGAUUGCCCGCCUGGCUUGCACCAGCUGAUGUUGGACUGUUGGCAGAAGGAAAGGGCCGACCGCCCCAAAUUCGAUCAGAUAGUCGGCAUCCUCGAUAAAAUGAUUCGCAAUCCCAACACUUUAAAAACCCCCGUUGGAACAUGUACAAGGCCCAUUAGCCCCCUGUUAGACCAGAACACACCGGACUUCACCACUUUCCGCUCAGUCGGAGACUGGUUGGAAGCCAUCAAAAUGGAGAGGUACAAAGACAACUUCACGGCGGCCGGGUACAGCUCGUUGGAAUCUGUGGCGAGGAUGACUAUUGAGGAUGUGAUGAGCUUGGGAAUCACUUUAGUGGGCCAUCAGAAAAAGAUCAUGAGCAGCAUACAGACUAUGAGGGCUCAGAUGCUGCACCUCCACGGGACGGGCGUCCAGGUGUGACUGACGACACUGCCCCCUGCAGGGCGGGCAAAGACUUACCCAGAACAAUUCCACAGCGCUACUGUGGACAAUCAUAGAAAAACAUGAAUGAAUACAAGAAAAAAAAAAGACAAAAAAAAACAAAAAAAAAAAAAAACAAAAACGUGUUGCUUCCCGUGUGUGACUCUUACGGAUUUACGGAACUUAAAAACAAACAAAAAAACAAAUCAUUCCUUUGUUCCUUGGCGCCACUGACGAGAAGGAUCUUAACCUUUUCCGGCCGCUGAAGAAGAGAGAAACUACCUGGACAUCUAGAAUUUUCCAAUCUCUGAGGAAAUCUGAACCACAUAUCAAGAAAAGUGAAGAGGAGCAAUUUAAUUGGAGGCUUUUUAUUUUGUUCCUUUCUAACUUUGUACAUUUUUUUUCCCUCCUUUUUGGCCAUAAUCAGUAUGGAUUUCACAAAAACAUUUUGUCCAUAUUGAAGACGCUUUUUUGCGUGCAGUGGUGAUUUCAAUGCCAUUUUUAUUAUAGUUCUGUUUAUUCGUGUCAGCCAUAAUGAUAUGGUGUGGUAUGUAAACAUAACAUUUGUUCUUCUCUUUAUUUCUUUCCUGUUUUUAUUUGUAUUUUUAUUUGAAAUUGACAACAGGGUAAAGUCUCCCAUCCAAAAUGUGGAUUAAAUAUGGCUGGCGGUAUUGUUGGAUGUUUAGGCAUGACCAGUUUGUGUUGAAGCACUCUUGGUUCUUUUAAUUGUUUGCAGUGAGAUUUCUUUGCCCCAGUAUUUUGCUUGAAGGUGAAAGUAAUAUCUUGCACUGCAGUUGCUAUUUUAGAGACAAUAUUCACUUGGAUGUUUGAAGCUUACAGGGGUGUUUUUUAGCAUACUUAUUUGAAAAAAGAUGGUCAGAAUUUUUUAAAGGAAUACCUAAAAUGAAAAACAGUGAAACAUUACAUAUACCAUGAAAGAAAAUCACUAAAUAUAUUUGUGAAUAUCAAAGAUAAAUGUGGAGACAUUUUUUUACACAACCACUGAAAUCAUUUCAUUUUAUUAAACAAGGAUUAGAUUCUGAGAAUCCUGUUUUUUAAAUAUUUAACAGAAACACUCCACGGAUAGCACUAGAGAACGAUUGUAUUGAAACUAAAGGACGGAUUCAAUAUAAUGAAAAAAAAAAUUUUGCUAUAGUGAUACCUUAAAAAAAUCACUUUAUAAUUAAAGGUAGUAUUACUUUUCAUAGUAACUUACACAUUUUUAAUCAUUUAAAUAAAAAUGAAAAAAUGUGCAAGUCUUACCUGAAAGCAACACUGCCUUAAGUAAGCUUUUGUUUUUUUGUUUGAUGUUUGUUUUUUCUGGUAUCAGUAAGGCAUAAAUGCUGUGCAGUUGAAUCUUCCUGAAGUUUACUUUAAGGAACAGAUUUUUUUUUUCCUUUUGAUUUUCCAAUAAUAUUGUGGUAUCCUACCUAGAACUUGAAUAAAUGAAAUGAAUCAAUCCUUUCAUUCAGAGGUUGAAGUGAUAAAAAAAAAUAAAAAAAUGUUUGUGUACGAUUAACGGUGCGGUUAACUCGACCAAACAGAGCAAUAAUAACUCCAGAUAAAGCAUGUCAUCUUCUGAAAUGUCACGGUGCUAGGUUUUAUAGAUAUGCUGUAGUGUUGGGGUGCAUUCAGUCACUGAAUGGAUUUGGAGUAUACAUUGACCUUUUUCAAACAGCAGGUUGCCUGGUGAGCCUUUUGGUUAUUUAUUUAUGCGCAUCUGCUUAGUCUGUCCAGGCGUUUGUGUAGCUGUAACUUACGUACAUGAAACUAGGUGUAUCCUUUUUCUCUACCCUCCCCCCUUUUUAAGUUCAAAGGGGCACGAUGACGAGAAGUGGCCUCUGCACAGGUGUGCUCGCAGCCAAUGUACUGGUGCCAUCGCAGUCAUGUUUGUACAACAAAUGAAUGUGUUAUCUUCUUGAAUUUUGUCUUCAGAAUUGUAGUCUUUUGACGAAUAAUUUCCUUUUUUUACUGAAUAUUAAGAAAACGAUACGUGUAGGUAUUUCAAAUUGAAUGGCGUAAGGGGUUGUUCUGAACUUUUCAGAAUUCUGAAAAAAAACAUGAAAAAAAGAAGGUGUGGAUGUAUAAGCAAUAUUUUUGAGAAACAUCUGAUUUUGUUUAUGGAAAAAUGUACAUCUUUGGAAGAAAAGCUGAAUUACUUUCAGAAAAUAGUUGAGUCUUCUCUAUAAGAAGGUGACUGUCUCUUGACGUCCUUGUAUUUUGUCAAGGCUGGGAAGCAGUUUGAGUUGACUGUAUGGGAACUACAAUAGGAAGCCAGCCUCAGAAAGCAUGCCUCAGUGGAAAGCUUGACUCAUUUAUGUUUAAACAUAAAAUCAACGGCUAGUCACUUCCGUUCUAUGACUCCUUUGUGAGAGAUUAGUCAGAAAUCUGACCUGUGUCUGGAUGUGUCUAUGAACCAUUUUCACCCAUAUGGUUAACCAAACCAGGAACCCUUGGAAGUCUACCCAAUGCCCGCACAGGGAUUUUGGAAGCAGACCGUGGCAUCUGGUCUCUGUGUCACAGGCCCACUUUCUAUCUGUACAGCAAACCUCAGCAAUUGGUUCCCUGCCAGACGUUUCAAUUGAAUACCAGCAUAAACACAUUAGUCAGCAGCACCCCGCCCCUCCCCCUCUCAGUCACCCUGCAUUGCUACCAAAGGGCCAGCCAUGUUCCGCCCUUACAGGCCAGGCCUUGAUGUCAUCCCCUGCUCCACCCCUCCCCUCAGGGUUUUUGGUUCCUAUAGAGACAGAAAAGGUAGGCCAGCAUGAGAUUACAACAUUAAAAUAUGUGGUGGGAAAAAAUGACUAUAGGAAAGCUAGAAGUGUUGAAAAUUGUGGACACCCCCUUUCAAGUGUGGCAGAUGUUUCCAAAGAGUAAAGCACUGUUGAUUGUGAAGAUCUUAGAGAUCUGAAAAAAGAAAAUGGAAAAAAAAAACUUUGUAUAUGGUCUAUUGUAAAACUUGUACAUUUUAUUUAUAUUGUUGUUUUUUACACACAUUUCUCUGUAGUGAGCUCUGAAUACAUUAAAAAUGCACUAUAUUUUUCUAUCUCACUUGCAGAUUAUUGUCACCCAGAUAAUUUCAGUUGUACAUAAUUUCUCAUUUAGGACCAAAGAUGGCUAAUAGGUUUUCCAUUUUUUGUUUGGUUAUUUUUUGUUUUGUUUUGUUUUGUUUUAGAUUAAUGUACAGUAAGAUAAAUUGUCAAUGUAUUAUUUAUUUUUCUGUGAUGAGAGUAUUGAGAUGAUUCACUGGUCAGAAGUAUUUUCCCCUACAGCAGAACUGUAAAAUCAUUAACCUAGGCAAUUUAUUGUUACAUAGACAUUUCUUUUUUGCUUUGUAACCUUUGUAAUAGACUGUACAUAUAUUUUUGGAAAUAUAAUACAAUCUCUACAGAAAUCUUGUUUUUUUCCCCACUGAAGUCUAUCAACCGAAUGCUGAUUAUUAGUGGGCUACUUGUUAAGAGGUGAUGUCUGUUGCCUUUGGUUUCUCAUUGGGGUUUUAACAAAUGUUAAUGGGUCGUUGCUAUGGGAUUACAAGUCACUGUGGUGUAAUCUUAAUGAAUCCAUUGGCAAUUAAGUCACCACACUAAAUCAGACUGUGUGCUGUGAAAGUUGACAAA
This is a messenger RNA of Anguilla rostrata (American eel), 6753 nucleotides long. RefSeq names its product eph receptor A7 (gene epha7). Gene Ontology annotation, cellular component: dendrite; plasma membrane. Gene Ontology annotation, biological process: protein phosphorylation; ephrin receptor signaling pathway; axon guidance. Gene Ontology annotation, molecular function: protein binding; transmembrane-ephrin receptor activity; ATP binding. The coding region runs from base 92 to 3136 and encodes 1014 amino acids. The record is from RefSeq and is a predicted model, not a curated record. Lineage: Eukaryota; Metazoa; Chordata; Actinopteri; Anguilliformes; Anguillidae. The transcript is spliced from 17 exons.